AUGAAAGCUGGCCAGUGGGAUCCCAAGCAGCAAAAGGUCGUCGUCAAUGACGUGCCGAAACCCACCGAAGCACCAAAUCAGUUCCUAGUCAAGAUACAGUCAGCAUCAUUAUGUCAUUCAGACUUGCUCAUGGCCAUGAGACCCGACUACAACGUUACCUUAGGCCAUGAAGGAGUCGGCUACAUUGAGUCCAUUGGAGCGGAAGCCAGCAGCAAAGGCUUCGAAGUCGGUGAUGCUAUCGGAUUUAACUACUUCAUCGGGGCAUGUUUCGAAUGCGAAGGUUGCAUGAUCCACAACAUGCGAUGCGAGACGGGUAACCAGAAACUACAAGGUUUCGUGUCGGAUGGGUACUUCGCCGAGUACGCGGUCGUUGAUUGGCAGAAUGCAGUCAAGCUACCCGAAAACCUCGAUAUGAGUAAGACUGCACCGCUGUUCUGUGCGGGUAUCACAGCAUUUCAUUCAGUGGACAGCUGUGAGUUGAAGGCGGGCGAUUGGCUGGCGGUUAUCGGGUGCGGCGGUCUUGGACAGUAUGCGAUACAAUAUGCAAAAGCCAUGGGUAUCAAGACCAUCGGUCUCGAUAUCAACGACAACCAAUUGGAUGUUGCGAAAAAGGUCGGCGCGGAAGCUGUCUUCAACUCCAUGAAGAACAAGGAUUAUCUCGAAGAGAUCAAGAAGCUCACUGGAGGCAAAGGAUGCCACGCAGCGGCGGUCUACAGCGCAUCGAAUGCAGCAUACGCCGGCGCCCCAGAUGUCUUGAGAACAGGCGGACUACUCAUGGUCAUUGGAAUCGCACCGAAAGGACUGGACUUCAUCAACACCUUCGACUUAACAACAGGACGGUACCGCAUCAAGGCCGACAGCACGGGUAUUCCGCAGCGAAUGAAGAAGGCUGUGGAUUUCACUGGCAAGCACAGCAUACAACCAGAAGUCGAGUUCCGCAAGAUUGAUGAUUUGCCGCAGAUGGUCGCUGAUAUGGAGGCUGGUAAAGCGGAGAAGAGACAGGUUGUUGUAUUCUAG
Alternaria hordeiaustralica is the source of this 1017-nucleotide messenger RNA. RefSeq lists its product as uncharacterized. The record is from RefSeq and is a predicted model, not a curated record. Bases 1 to 1017 code for a protein of 338 amino acids. Lineage: Eukaryota; Fungi; Ascomycota; Dothideomycetes; Pleosporales; Pleosporaceae. Gene Ontology annotation, molecular function: oxidoreductase activity; zinc ion binding. The transcript is spliced from 4 exons.